This is a messenger RNA of Mesorhabditis belari, 303 nucleotides long. NCBI's taxonomy places the organism in Eukaryota, Metazoa, Nematoda, Chromadorea, Rhabditida, Rhabditidae. The record is from the annotation of a GenBank genome assembly.
AUGAACAGCUUGCUUAUUUGCACCAUGUUGGAAAGGGAUCGACACGAGAACAGAGUUGCAGUCGAUCGAAUGAAGCCAACUCGAGAAGAAACUCCACCGACCAAAGCAGCACGAGAACUCAAUAAAUUUUAUGGCAACAUCGUUGCAACGAGUAUUGGAAUGGUUUCACAAAUUCAUGACGGGCAACACGAGGAUCAAACGGAAGAGGGGAGGCGAACCUUGGAAAGUGGAUCGAUCGAUUCUGAGACAGCGUCUCCGGCUAAACCUCGAUGGAUCAACCCGCAAAUUGGCUGGACAUUACUG